Molecule: messenger RNA, 1332 nt
Organism: Exophiala bonariae
Lineage: Eukaryota; Fungi; Ascomycota; Eurotiomycetes; Chaetothyriales; Herpotrichiellaceae
Exons: 7
Coding region: 1-1332 (443 amino acids)
Source: RefSeq, a predicted model, not a curated record
AUGGCGCCGGAAGCAGACGAUGCAGCUUUUCUCACUCAGCUUUUUGAUGGUACCUCUGGAGCUUUCGGUCCGGACGAUAACCGAACUGUGAUCCAGUUCCUAUGGAGACUUCUUAAUGCUGGUCCUAACUGCACCGCCAAUUAUGUCAAAGGAGUAGCAACAGGAGGAUGCCGCAUGUGGAGGGGCGUGAAGGGGUUUUUUGGCACUGGUUUCGACUCGAAAAUUGUUGAGGGACUCCGUGACAUCUACGCCAAGUGGCACCCUAAGAUGAAGAUUGUUCUUGUGGGCUAUAGUCGAGGGGGCGUCGAGGCUUGCGUCGUCAGCAACAUCCUUUCUAUCAUUGGAGUUCCCGAAGUCCAGCACCUUCCUGGCUCUCACAAAGACUUUGCUCAAGUCGUCUAUGAAACCUUCAUGGCCGGCAAGCUCGAUGCACAAAAGGAGAGCUUGGAGGAUUUGUACCGAUGCCAGCCUGUUACAGUCGAAGCUCUACUUGCAUUCGACAACGUUGGAACCAUCGGAAUUCCACGGACAGGGAUCCUCAAGCCACUGAAGUUCUUCAAGGCCCAAAAAGACCCGGGAUUCGACGGUCAACUCCGUGGACAGACUAAUACAAUGUCUGAUUUAGUCCGCAACGCCGCACAUGCAGUGGCCUUCCAUGAGCUUCGCAAACCAUACAGCCCAAUUCUCCUCUAUAAAUCUCCGAGGAGUACCUGCAAUCUCAAGAAUGUCAUCUUCCCCGGCACGCACAGUCAUGCAGGCAAGCAAAGCGUAACUAGCGAUCCGAUCGAGGACCUGUAUCUGGCGUGGGCAAUUUCUUACCUCCGAGAUCUCGGUGUUCCUAUGAGGGAAACCAUGCUGCGCGACCGGUUUCCCGCCUACCGCCGCAGCGUGGCGACUUGGUCAGAAAUCGAGGAUGAAAUGGGUCAGGGCCGCGACGACUCCUAUGCACAAGGCGAUAUCAGUCCGAGACACUCGAUGGUCAUGAAGAUCGGAGCUGUUCUGCUUGGCAGGUCCACCCGCACUCCUAAAAAGUGGCUGAAGCCUUACCUCGAGGCGAACGUGCAGUUCCAUGCCGCUUUUCAAGCUCGCGAAGGCCGCGCCAGGGCCGCCGAUCCCGCUCUCGGCGGUCUCUACUACAAGCAAGGUCUCGCCGGUGGCAGCUACACCGACCGGGCCACUUUCCCGGCAAUUAUGGGUGGCCAAUCUCAAUCUCGCUCUCCAAGUGAUUCCAACACUUCAAUCACCACCUUUCGGGAGGCUGGGUUGACUCCAUUUGAGGAGAAGCUUCAUGGGACGCGUGGCCUGAGCCAUUAUGCAUCUUCCUGUGGUUAA